Molecule: messenger RNA, 3031 nt
Organism: Populus trichocarpa (black cottonwood)
Lineage: Eukaryota; Viridiplantae; Streptophyta; Magnoliopsida; Malpighiales; Salicaceae
Product: calcium permeable stress-gated cation channel 1
Exons: 12
Coding region: 365-2680 (771 amino acids)
Cellular component (GO): plasma membrane
Molecular function (GO): calcium-activated cation channel activity
Source: RefSeq, a predicted model, not a curated record
CAAAGAAAGAUAGCCCGAAAUCGAAAACGUUAUUCGAAACAAUGUGAAAGUGAAAUCUCCAGAUUUCACUUUCCAUUUUUCUUUAUUGUCUUCAUCUUCAUCUUCUUCUUGUGCUAUAUAUUCCCAUUUUUGGACCAGACCUUUUGAUGUGUAUUUAUUAUUACAAUAAUUACUUCUUGAAGGCGGGGGUGGUAGCGUGCUAGCUACUUGUUCCUCAAAAGGAGAGGAAUCAUACUGUUCACUUUGUUAAGCGGAAAAGUUUUCCAAACAUUUGUUAAUUCAAUUGCUCAGCAUUUUUUUUGAAGAUUGAGAGGUCAAUAUAGCAUUGGAGAUAAGGAAAGAAGCUGGUUAAUAGUAGGUAUAAAUGGCAACGCUCGCAGAUAUAACGGUUUCCGGAGCUAUAAAUGUACUGAGUGCAUUCAUUUUCUUAUUGGCGUUUGCAAUUUUGAGGCUACAACCUCUCAAUGAUAGAGUUUACUUUCCAAAAUGGUAUCUGAAGGGCGUAAGAGGCAGCCCCUCGCGCUCUGGGGCGCUUGUUCGUAGGGUUGUGAAUUUAGACUUUAGGUCAUAUAUCCGGUUUUUAAAUUGGAUGCCGGAAGCGCUUAAAAUGCCGGAGCCUGAGCUUAUUGAUCAUGCAGGAUUGGAUUAUGCUGUUUACUUGCGCAUUUACUUGAUGGGACUUAAGAUUUUUGUACCUAUAACAAUCCUUGCUUUGGCUAUCCUGGUGCCAGUCAACUACACCAAUAAUGCUCUAGAGGCAGUCAAGAUGGUGGCCAACGUGACUGCUAGUGACAUUGACAAGCUUUCAAUUUCGAAUAUACCACUUAAAUCACAAAGAUUUUGGACGCAUAUAGUGAUGGCUUAUGCCUUUACUUUCUGGACAUGCUAUGUGUUGCUUAGGGAGUAUGAGAAAGUUGCUUCAAUGAGGUUGCAAUUUCUUUCCUUGGAAAGACGUCGUCUAGAUCAAUUCACAGUCCUUGUUAGGAAUGUACCUCCUGAUCCAGAUGAAACUGUCAGUGAGCUCUUGGAGCACUUUUUUCUAGUGAAUCACCCAGAUCAUUACCUCACUCAUCAGGUGGUGUGCAAUGCCAACAAACUAGCCAGCUUGGUCAAGAAGAAGAAAAAAAAGCAGAACUGGCUUGACUACUACCAACUCAAGUACUCCAGGAAUCAAUCGCAGAGGCCUCAGAUGAAGACUGGUUUCCUUGGGCAUUUUGGGGGAAAAGUGGAUGCAAUCGAUCAUCACAUAUCAGAGAUUGAGGAACUGUCAAAAGAAAUAGAAGAAGAGAGGACAAGGGUAUUAAAGGAUCCAAAGUCUAUCAUGCCAGCAGCAUUUGUUUCAUUCAAGACUCGAUGGGGUGCAGCUGUCUGUGCACAAACUCAACAAUCAAGAAAUCCGACUUUGUGGUUAACAGAGUGGGCUCCGGAGCCACGCGAUGUAUAUUGGCAAAACUUAGCCAUUCCGUACAUGUCACUCAAAGUUAGGAGGCUGAUAAUUGGAGUUGCAUUCCUUUUACUUACCUUCUUUUUCAUAAUACCUAUUGCAUCUGUACAAGCUCUAGCAAGUAUCGAGGGAAUAGAGAAGAGAGCCCCUUUUCUGAAGUCUGUUAUUGAAAUAAAAUUUAUCAAAUCUGUUAUCCAAGGUUUUCUUCCUGGCAUUGUGUUGAAGCUCUUCCUUAUCUUCCUGCCAACAAUAUUGAUGAUCAUGUCUAAAUUUGAAGGCUUCAUAUCUCUAUCAUCUUUGGAAAGGAGAUCAGCAACAAGAAAUUAUAUUUUCCUCGUUAUCAAUGUAUUCCUUGGGAGCAUACUCACUGGAGCUGCAUUUGAACAGCUAAAUUCUUUUAUUAAGCAGUCUGCUAACGAAAUUCCUAAAACAAUUGGUGUAGCUGUUCCAAUGAAAGCAACUUUCUUCAUAACCUAUAUAAUGGUUGAUGGAUGGGCUGGGAUUGCUGGGGAAGUUUUAAUGUUGAAACCACUGAUAUUCUACCACUUGAAAAAUUUCCUUUUGGUGAAGACUGAAAAAGACAGGGAAGAGGCAAUGGAUCCUGGAAGUCUUGGUUUUCACACUGGCGAACCCCGUAUACAAUUAUAUUUUCUGCUAGGGCUUGUAUAUGCAACAGUGACACCAGUUCUCCUUCCAUUCAUAGUUAUUUUCUUCGCCUUCGCCUAUUUAGUGUUCCGUCAUCAGAUCAUAAAUGUUUACAACCACGAGUAUGAAAGUGGUGCAGCAUUCUGGCCUGAUGUCCACGGGCGUAUUAUUACUGGGCUAGUAAUCUCACAGCUGGCUCUGAUGGGAUUACUGAGUACAAAAGAAGCUGCACAGUCAACACCAUUUCUCGUUGCUCUCCCUGUCCUCACUAUAUGGUUUCAUAGGUUCUGCAAUGGACGCCACAAAUCUGCAUUUGUCAAAUAUCCAUUACAGGAAGCAAUGAUGAAAGAUACCCUGGAACGAGCAAGGGAUCCAAACUUUAAUCUGAAAGCUUGCCUUCAUAGUGCAUAUGUUCAUCCAAUUUUCAAAGGUGACGAUGAUGAUGAAGACGACCUGAGCGUAGAGAUGGAAACUGAGAGUGUCUUAGUGCCUACAAAACGCCAAUCGCAAAGAAAUACACCAGUACCAAGCAAAAUCAGUGGGGGAUACUCACCAUCUUUGCCGGAGGCAGUUAAAAAUGGAGAGCUCUGAAAUGGAGAUCGUUAAAUAUGACGUGCAUGAAUACACCUCGCUGUACAUUUGACACAAUCCAUUGCCAGGAGACGGUGAUCUGUUGUAAAUUAAAGGAGUCACAAAGAGCAAAGUUUUUUCAUAGAGGGAAAAGGAAGAAGGGCCUGGUGAAAUUCUGACACGAAAUCGUGUUCUGGAUUUUAUCGCAACGAAUGGUCCUUCAAACUUCAAAGACAAAUAUAGAUGAAUGAUAGCAUGGUAAAAAGUAGAUAAUGUGUGGAUUUCUAAAUUUUGAUUUUUACAACUAUACAUGUUAAUCGCCAUAUUCAAUGAAAAGAUUAUAGGGGAGACUUUGGUUCCCCCUUGUCUCCA